This is a messenger RNA of Cheilinus undulatus (humphead wrasse), 1956 nucleotides long. RefSeq lists its product as uncharacterized. NCBI's taxonomy places the organism in Eukaryota, Metazoa, Chordata, Actinopteri, Labriformes, Labridae. Gene Ontology annotation, biological process: positive regulation of hippo signaling. Bases 109 to 843 code for a protein of 244 amino acids. The transcript has 7 exons. Gene Ontology annotation, cellular component: cell junction; plasma membrane. The record is from RefSeq and is a predicted model, not a curated record.
GCUCUCUCGCCUGCUCGGAGCUGCAGUAUAUGAGAGGGUCUCCUGGGUCUAGCUUCACUGCAGUGUAGAGAAGGGCAGGGCGGCUGUUUUAGUACGAUGCGCUGAAGGAUGGUGCACCAGGAGAAACGCGUUUACCAGGCCCAGAGGAACGAGAGAGAGUCCAUCAGGCAGAAACUUGCCCUUGGCAGUUUCUAUGACGACGAGCCAGUCAUCUACACCAGCUGCAGCAAGAACGGCCCGUCCUCCCGGCUGCAGAGUGGGGUGAAUCUACAGGUGUGUUUUGUGAACGACAGCAGCAGUGACAAAGACAGUGAUGCUGAAGACAGCAGGACAGAGACCAGUUUGGACACGCCACUAUCCCCUGUGAGCAAGCAGAGCUCAUCAUUAUCUGACCGAGACACAGCAGAGGAGGACUCGGACCCAUUGGAUGACUGCAGCGGGUUCUGGCGGGUGCAGCGGAGGCUGCAGGAGGAGGCCCGGGUGGCGCUGGCUCUGGCUCGACCCAUGGCUCGCAUGCAGGUGGAAGUGGAGAGGCAAAUCCAACUGCACAGACGUUCACCUGUGGCUGACCUGCUUCCCCACCUGCCCCACAUCAGUGAGGGUCUGAUGAAGAGGAAUCUGCGACGAGGGGACAUGAGGGACAUGAGUCUGGGACAGCUGCAAGUCAUCACAAAUGACCUACACUCACAGAUUCAGAGCCUAAAUGAGGAGCUGGUGCAGUUGUUGCUGAUGAGGGACGAGCUGCAUGUUGAGCAGGACGCCAUGCUGGUGGACAUCGAGGACCUAACCAGGCACGCUCACAGCCAUCAGCGGCACCAGGCAGAGAAAGCUAUGUCUAAAUAAAACACCCUGUCUACACUUGUGUUCAUCUGCACGCCAUCUUACCUCCCGCUCCACUGAUUGUCACCAGUGUUACUAAUAGAGUUCAUCCAUGCCGACUGUGUGUGUGGAGAUUAACCCACAAUUUAUUGUAAGAGUAACACACAAACACACUAAUAAUGUAAUGCACCACAGGUGAAGGACAGAGGCUUUUUACUCUUCACUGAGCACGGUUAAUAAAGCAUUAUUCCACAGACUCCUCCUCAUCCUUCAACCUGAUUUUGCGCAGUGAUGUUGAGGGGCGACACCACCUUUAGUUUGUCUCUAUAAUAAUCAAGCAGAUUGAUUUGUUCAUGAGUAGACAAGCUCUGUUUACCUUUUCUUUCACUCAAAGCACUGUGCCAUGUUUUGAACACUGGAAUUCACCAUUAAACAUAUAUCUACUAUCUGAACUGUUGCAAAGAAAAACACUGAGCUCAUUUAGUGGUGUUUAAAUGUUGCAGCGGCUUCAGAGAGGACUCUUAGGAUUAUCUAGUAACAAAAUUAGAUGGACCUGAACAGCUGCUACAGGUUAUUACUGCUUUAAUAAUUAAUUUAGAGCUAUACUAGUGAAAUUUAUGGAGUAUUUGUAUUGUUAAAAACACUAUAUGUAUAACAGACAAAAUGAGAUGAACAUGGUUGGAAAGUUAAAUAUGGCUAAAAAAGCUUAAGUCAAGAUCUCCUUCAUUAUAAUAAACAUCUUUUUUGUUAUGCUCAACUUACUAAUGCUAAAAAGAGCAAUCACAAAUGACCAUAUGAUAAUAAAUCAUAGCUUAAACUUAUAUCUACUUUAUCUGUUCAGAGAUUGGAGCUUUAUGGACGUACUGUAUGUAAAUGUUAAGAUACUUUAUAAAAAAGCUGAAGAACAUGCCAUGUUGGCUGUGUUUAAAUGUUUUCACUCGCACCUUUUUAAGAAUGUCACUGAACAUGUUCUUUUUCUAUUAUAUGCUUCAUGAUAAAUGUACUGUUUGAUGAUUGUAAAAAAACUCUAGUAAUAAAGGUUUCAAGUGUGUGAACUCAGUUUCAAUCUGGCUUCUUUAAUGAGAGUUAAUUUGACUUUUAUAAUCUGACUGACUCUGUGUGCAUUGGUGAUAACAG